CUUAAACCUCUUAAACUUUGAUCUUUUUCCAAAAAUAUUAAUUUGAAUAGUUGAUUUUGAUGUUGCGAAAAAGUAACAGUCACUAUAUUGUUGGUUUGAGUCUGCACUAAGCGGCAUAAUCAGUACAUUUCUGCAAGCCAUUUUCGAACUGACGCCCUACGGUCACACUUGGUCAAAUGGAAAUAAGAAAAAAGUAGACAGUCGUCCAAUUAAGUUAAUUUUGCUAAGUAAACAUACAAGUGCAGACUCGGCGCGCGCACCCAACAUACUCAAACGGCCGACCCCGAUAAAGUGUUCACCGACGUAAAAAGUGCCGGAUCCGUAGUUUCGCCAGCCUAGUGCUCCACGUGUGGAAAUCUCGCCAGGAAAGCCCCGAGGCACACGCACACACUCGCAGCGCGAAGCAAGGAACACGUAUACAAAUGCGCGCGAGGAAAAGCGCUAGGUCAGAGGAAAGUGAAAAGUGAAAAGCGCGUGCGACAGCAGCACUCAGGGAUUUGCCAACGCAAUCGCACGUAACCGAGCAAGAUGCCGCUGCUCGCGUACCGGGAGAAGCACAUUCUCAGCGCCCAGCAGCUACGUAAGCUGAGCGAGCACAAGUACUCGUGCUUCAGCGCCAGUCUCCUCGAUCCGCUGCUGCAGCCCUGGUGGAACUGGCUGGUGGCCCAGACGCCCCUCUGGCUGGCCCCCAAUCUCAUUACCAUCGUGGGCCUCAUCCUCAAUGUGGUGACGACGUUGAUAUUAAUUUGCUACAGUCCAAAUGGUGUAGAACCUCCGCCGCGUUGGACCUGUUUCCUGUGCGCCCUGGGCUUGUUUAUUUACCAGAGCCUGGACUCCAUCGAUGGCAAGCAGGCGCGUCGCACGAAUACCUCCUCGCCGCUGGGCGAGCUCUUCGAUCAUGGCUGCGAUUCGAUAUCCACAGUGUUUGUGGCUCUGUCGGCCUGCGUCUCCUGCCAGCUGGGUCACUAUCCCAAUUGGCUAUUCUUUCAGUGCUUCUGCGCCAUAGCUCUCUUCUACUGCGCCCACUGGCAGACCUAUGUGUCUGGCACGAUGCGCUUUGGACGAAUCGAUGUAACGGAAGCUCAGUUCUCAAUCAUCGCCAUACACCUCAUAUCGGCUGUGCUGGGGCCCGAGAUUUGGCUGACCAAGAUACCAAUCGUGGGCCUUUCAUGGAAUUACACAAUAUUAGUAUUUAUCACGUUCGGUUAUACCUUGAAUAUAAUCAAUUUCUUAAAAAUGUUCACUGAAGGCGGCAGUGGCAAAAACGGCUCCUCAGUUGCUGGCACCAGUGUGCUGUCGCCGAGUAUUCCGCUUACGUUGGUGGUUUUGCCCGCCCUGAUGAUUGCCCAGAAGUCGCCGCAGAAUAUCUUCACCGAACACGCCUCGGUAUACAUUCUGGCCUUUGGAAUGGUGGCGGCCAAGGUCACCAAUAAGUUGGUGAUUGCCCACAUGACCAAGUCAGAGAUGGAUUACUUGGACUGGUCGCUGCUCGGUCCCUCGCUGCUGUUCCUCAACCAGUACUUCAACUGCGUCGUCCCAGAGAUCUGGCUGCUGUGGUUCACCCUGAUCUGGGGCACCCAGGAUCUGCUGCGCUACUGUGCGCAGGUCUGCCUAGAGAUCUGCCAGCACCUGCGCAUUGAUCUCUUCCGGAUACCGUACACGCCCAAGGGUAUGCCCUCGAAUCCGGCCACCGCUUCCGUGAGCAGCCAAAGUAACUUUGGCGGCGGCGGCAGUGCGGACAAGAACGGCGGCGCGGCGCAUAGAAAGUCCAAGAGCAAAGCGCACUAGAUUUUCGCCGCCUACAUUAAUUAGUUUUCUUUUUACCAAUUAACGUCGUUAGAGAGAUGUGGGGGAAGGGAGGGGGGGGUUGGAUGAAGAUACUCGUAGCAGGAGUCGCAGUCGUCGCAGGAAGUUCAACUACAAGAACCGUAAACACAACCCAACAAAAUUCACCGUCGUCAAUGUUUAAACAAAAGUCUAGUAAAACGAAAUAAAGCGAGGCCUCAGAGAGGGUGGAGGAGGCGCGAUGACGAAGCAAAACGUUGCUCCUAAAUUUUAAGAGUUAGUUUACAACUUGUGUGUUGUUGUAGCAAAUGUGGCAGGUGGCUAAAGAGGAGGAGGAGGAGGAGAAACAGAACUGUUGCAGUCUCCUUCGAUAUCAAUUAUGAAUGGCUAUAUAUAUAAAAAUAUACCUAUAAAUAUACAUAUAUUUUGUAUGAUUGUGUAAGUUGUAAUAAAUCUAGAUGGCAGUAUUUUUACUGUACACACACACCCAACACACACUUGUGCGAAUGCCAAAAAGAAAGCAGAUUAGAAGCCCAACCCAACACACGUUUUUGGCGCAACGAAAGCUCAAUUUACGUUUAAGACCGAUCUAUCCAUCCCACGAAAAAAAACACAAAAACAAAGACAGCUAUUAUGUCCUAGCAGAUGCAAUCCUCGGCCAACCGAGCCUGUCUGUAGUCUAUAUCUAUUCAUGUUACUCGUAUUUACGUAUUUAGUGCUUAGUUUCUUACUCAUCGUGGCCGUGACAUUCUAAAUACCUGUCCCUAUUCUAAUUCUAGGCCCGAAAGCGUUCCUUUCUUAUGCAUCCUAGCUAAAAAAAAAACAAAAGUAAACCAACCCUACACAUAUAUUAUAUAUUUGUAGCUCGCUCGGCUCGGUUCCGGCAAACUUUAUAGUUAAACUAUUAUGGAUUAUGUUUUAUGUUGUACAAGAAGACGAAGAUCAAAUUGGAGACGUAACAAAACAAUACAAAUAAAACGAAAUGCAAAACAAA
Drosophila kikkawai is the source of this 2779-nucleotide messenger RNA. It is a transcript of the gene bbc, whose product is annotated as choline/ethanolaminephosphotransferase 1 bbc. Gene Ontology annotation, cellular component: Golgi apparatus; endoplasmic reticulum membrane. Gene Ontology annotation, biological process: phosphatidylethanolamine biosynthetic process. Gene Ontology annotation, molecular function: diacylglycerol cholinephosphotransferase activity; ethanolaminephosphotransferase activity. The record is from RefSeq and is a predicted model, not a curated record. Lineage: Eukaryota; Metazoa; Arthropoda; Insecta; Diptera; Drosophilidae.